AGUAGCCGAACAAACGAAUAAAAGUUGGUUCUCGCACGGCCUUUUUUUAAUUUUCCAUCGUGUUCAACAAGAAAAGUGCCCUCCGAUAUGACGAUUUUUCGGUUAGAAGAGUUUCCCCACGUCUGCCGCCUUUGCAUGCAGUCUGCUGAAGGUACGCUAACUCCGAUCGACGGCACGCUUGUCGAUCUCAUCAAUGAAAUCGCUGCGUUUUGCAUACCUGAGGAUGUUCUACAUCUGACACCAUCCGGUGUCUGCGGGACAUGUGCGGAGGAGUUCGAAAACUUUCUUGCCUAUCGGAACCGAUUGGUUUACGUGACACAGUUUUCUUACGGUCUGGCCCAAGCCCGCAAAGGUUUCACGGAAGUGCUAGAGGACUUGUUCAAUGAUCACCAGAAAGGCAUGACAGAGAUGCUGGAAGACCUCCAAUUAGUAAAUGGGAACGCGAGAGAACACGGCGUUCAUGAGCUUCUAAACGAGUUCGAAGAUUAUGCCAUCUGUGCGCUUCCCGUGGAGGCGCAGCAUGGUGAUGAUACCAAGCAAAACUUGGACGAACCAGUUGCGAUGGAGUACGAUGAGGCAUACGAUGUGAAUGAGGAAGAUUGUGCCGAGUACUUGGAUCCAACAUCGCCCGUUGUGAAGGAGACAACAAUCGUUACGGAAAUCGAACCACUGGGGGUUGAUGAAGUUGAUGAAGUAAUCCAUCAACCAUGCGAAGAGGAGGAGGAGGAACAGGAGGACAUAGUUUUGGCCAACGAUUCCAUUAAAGAACUCGCUGAGGAUGAGCAGACAAUAGAAUAUACGGAAGAAGUGGUAAUUAGAAAGGAUGAAGAGGACGAAGAUGAAGCAGAAGCUGGAGCGGAAGGAGAAGCAACACAGCCGCAGGAGAGCGAUGCUAAACCUGCGAAGAAAGGCCUUACGAAACGAACAAGGUCAUCGAGGGAACCGGAGGCUAGUCAAAAUGGCAAAAAGGAUCAACACUGCUGCCCAAAGUGUGACUUUGUGACCGUUUACCGGAGAUCGUUUCUCAUGCACUUGGAAAGACACAAAAAGACUGAUCGGUUACCACAGCGUUCAUUCAUCUGUAAACGAUGUCAGAGUGCGUUUGCUACACGAAAGGAGCUCAUUAAACACAAACGUUCGGAGCAUCGUGACUUCAUGUGCGAUACGUGCGGGCUUGCCUUUGAGCAAAAGUUUGCGCUGGAUAUGCACCGUACCAGGCACGAUCAGAAGCGCCAGUUCAAGUGCGAUUAUUGCCCGCUCGAGUACUAUACGAAACCGGAGAAGCUCCUCCACAUCAAGCAGGCCCAUCUGAAGGUGUUUGAGGUGAAGUGUCCCGACUGUGGGUUACUGUUUAAAACCAAAAACGAGCUUAACCAGCACGUCAAAUCGCACACGGACACCCGUACCUACAUGUGCAGUGUAUGCAAGUUCGGUUUCAAGUCGCAAACGCAUCUGAGCCGGCAUACCAAGAGCGUCCAUCAGGAGGUCCGGUAUAAGUGUGACUACUGUAGCCAAUCGUACUGUCGUAAGGAUAAACUGCGGAUGCACAUCGAAAAGCAACACAACAUUCAAACCUAUUUCGUGUGCGACAUAUGCCUGCAGUCGUACAACACGCGCAGUAAGCUCGAUGAUCACAAGGCGCACCAUCUAAAUCCAAAAGACCAACAGUGUGGUACCUGCCUCUCGGCAUUCCUCACGCAGCAAGACUUUGAUGAACAUAGGUGUAUUACCUAUAGGGAGAACUACAUCUGUUGCGAUCGAGACUUCAAGUUUCACUUCCACUACAACAAACAUAUGUUUCUGGUGCACGGCGAGCAUACGAACGUACGCGUCAAGCCAACCGAAGGAUUGCUUAUGGGACAGUUUCGAGCGAUGCGCAAACAAGAAGAACGUUGCGCCAAGUGUGGUCAGGAGUUUCCAACACGCACUUUCAAAAAGCAACACAUGGCUAGCUGUGAUGGUCCCGGUUACUACGUGGUGGAGUACAUCGACAACGGCAACGCAACGGAUCAGUUGCCGCCUAUUGAGUCGGAGAGCACGUGAGUGAACAAUAGUCCAGGCACAAAUCGGGCUCUAAAACGCACCAAUUAUCAAUACCAUUGUCAUCAUACAUUACGUUACAUCGUUAAGAAGACGCUUAUUUGUUUUUUUUUUUUAAUAUACAAGACGUUUAUAUUUCGAACCUUGUCACACAACCCUUGACGCAUGGUUCACGACCCGUGAUAUCCGUGGCGAUCUUAU
Messenger RNA from Anopheles darlingi, 2241 nucleotides. RefSeq names its product PR domain zinc finger protein 5-like. NCBI's taxonomy places the organism in Eukaryota, Metazoa, Arthropoda, Insecta, Diptera, Culicidae. The record is from RefSeq and is a predicted model, not a curated record. The transcript has 6 exons. Bases 88 to 2043 code for a protein of 651 amino acids. Gene Ontology annotation, cellular component: nucleus.